This is a messenger RNA of Closterium sp. Naga37s-1, 933 nucleotides long. Lineage: Eukaryota; Viridiplantae; Streptophyta; Zygnematophyceae; Desmidiales; Closteriaceae. The record is from the annotation of a GenBank genome assembly.
AUGACCCUUCCAUCACCAACCCACCGCCGCCCCCCACCCCCCUCAGCGCACCCCCCGUCUCUCGACUCCUUAGACUUCCCCUCUCUCUCCCCUCUAGACCCCCUCCCCGCCUCCUCCUCCCCCAUGCUCCGCCCCCACCCCGCCUCUCAAGCCAAUGACAUUCGCCCCAUGCAAGGCUCUGUUCCAGAUUUCGCUGGGGUGCUGCGAAAGCCUUUACCCCCAGGAGCAGCGACUCAGAACGCGUGGGGGGGUGGGUUGCAGGGGGAGAGAAGCGGAGGAGGGGAGGGGAUGGGUGGAGCAGCGCGGAGAGGGGGAGGGGGAGGCGGAGGGGGAGGAGGCGGGGCGGGGGGAGGAGGCGGAGGGGGAGGGGGGUAUGAUUUUGCAGGGAGAGGAGGGGCACAGCCAUGGCUGGAAACUGGCAAUGCUGUUGCCAACCUAUAUGGAGACAUGAGGGAGGAGGCUCGAGACCAUGCGAGAAUACGAAAUGCGUGCUUCGAGCAGGCCACGCAAGCGUACCUAGCGGGCAACAAGGCAGCAGCCAAGGAGCUGAGCGCUCGUGGGCAGUGGCACAACGAGCAGAUGAAGGCAGCCCACGCCAAGGCCAGCGAUGCCAUCUUCAGAACUCGCAAUGCGGCGUCCGGCUAUUUAGGUGGUGGAGGGGCAGGGGAAGGGGGAGAGGCGCGGGUGUUGGACCUGCAUGGGCUGCAUGUGGGGGAGGCGAUACCCAUGCUGAAGCGGGAGAUAGCAGCCAUGAGGAGUGCUGCUCGCUCCACCCAGCAACGACAGCAGGUGUACGUGUGUGUGGGCACGGGGCACCACACCAAGGGCCGAGCGCCCCCGCGCCUGCCACUGGCAGUGGAGCGAUAUUUGGUGGAGGAGGAGCGAGUGCAGUUCAUGGAGACACAACCCGGCAUGCUGCGAGUGGUGGUGUAA